This is a messenger RNA of Trypanosoma rangeli, 610 nucleotides long. RefSeq lists its product as uncharacterized. NCBI's taxonomy places the organism in Eukaryota, Euglenozoa, Kinetoplastea, Trypanosomatida, Trypanosomatidae. The annotation marks the transcript as partial. The transcript has a single exon. The record is from RefSeq and is a predicted model, not a curated record.
AUGGGCUACCCAAUGCGGCUUUCCCUUUUUUUGAGCAGAUGGCAGCAUUUUGGGUUUCCCGCUUUCCCGUUAACGGCGUCGAUAUGGCUCGCCGCCGCCCUACUGUUUGGCAAGAACACCUCAAGUGUCAUCUUUCCCGUACCACUUACCGAGGUCCGGUUUUUCCCCUCGUUUCUUUUCCUUGUUUUCAUUACCCCGCCUUGCGAGCCAAACGCUCUAGCCCGCAAUACGUGUGGAGGAUCCACCACCUCAAUAGUUUGUCGCACCGCCAUUGUGACUAGCGACUCCGAACAACACUCGCAAAGUGAGCAACAUGGGCCGAAGCCCGGUGCAGAACUCUUUGGUGCGGCCUUAACCGGCGUGGGCUUCAAAUUGGCAAAUGACCCAGUGCAGGCCGCGCGGCUCAGUGGCUGCAAAGGCGGGGGCGUCGCAGCACACCGCGCGCUCAUUUCUGAUGGGGCAUGUCCUCAGCGUGCUGCUCCGUGGGGGCGAGGCGAUUGCCUCAUGCCCGGUCCCUGCGCGCCCCCGCGGCCCGGAAGCGAGCCAUUGCGAAAGCAGCGAGGCGUUUCGUGGCCUAAGUGUGUCUACGGAGGGCGCGCCCGUCCGUUCU